AUGCUGAUCCCAGACGCACUGACACCAAAAGACCCGCUGCGCGUAUUCGACUUGGUUCGAGCGGCAGGAGUCGAUGUGACUGACUGGAAGAACUUCGCGAAAGGCACCGCACACGAAGCAUCCAAUCCGAAGUAUUGCUACGAAUGGUCGUUCGUGCAGCCGGGGCGUGUUGUGGUGCUCAAGCUAUGGCAUGACAAGCUCUUGGCGGAUAACGGGCAUAUCGAGCAGCAUCUGAAUUUGGUCGCAGACGCCUUGCACGACGGGAAGGGGCCGCGGGCGAAGCGACGUGAACGGAUGCGGGACGCGAUCGAGAAUGCGAUAAAUCAGAAGCUGCCGAUCAGAGUGAUCGUCAUGAGCGCACGUCCCCUCCGGCAACUGAAGAACGGCAUUGCACGACGAACCGUAGCUCUUCAGAUCCUGGACCCAGUCCCGUGGGGUGUAGUCCGACGUCAGGCGAAUGGCUUGAUCGUUCUUCGUCGUGGCGAACCCGCAGCUCCGUAUGUCGAUCAAUUCGAUCUCGCGGAACUCGGAAGCGAAAAGCCGACGAGGAAGGAGCUGCCAGCGAGCUCCGCUUUUCUUCGCAACAGCAACGUCAGAAAGACCGUCCUCCGAAUGGCCAUGGGACUCUGCGAAUUGUGCAAGCAGCCCGGCUUUCAACUACCAAACGGCAGCGUCUAUUUGGAGACGCAUCACGUCAUCCCGCUGUCUGAAGGAGGAGCUGACAAAGUCAGCAAUGUGGUUGCGAUUUGCCCUAACGACCAUCGCGAAGCACACCAUGGCAAAGAGGCCGCCACUAAGCGUAAGCAGCUUCUGGAAAUAGUUCGCAAGAGAACGUCGCAGGGCGAGUGUGGUCCGGUCUAG
This is a messenger RNA of Ostertagia ostertagi, 861 nucleotides long. The record is from the annotation of a GenBank genome assembly. NCBI's taxonomy places the organism in Eukaryota, Metazoa, Nematoda, Chromadorea, Rhabditida, Trichostrongylidae.